Molecule: messenger RNA, 1076 nt
Organism: Bombyx mandarina (wild silkworm)
Lineage: Eukaryota; Metazoa; Arthropoda; Insecta; Lepidoptera; Bombycidae
Gene: DNApol-gamma35
Product: DNA polymerase subunit gamma-2, mitochondrial
Source: RefSeq, a predicted model, not a curated record
ACAAAGAACUUCCUUUGAAGGCAACCAACAAAAAUGAAAACUGAAAUUCUUAAAGUUUUAAACCUGAAAAAAUUCUUUCAAAUGAUUAAUAAUAAUGCAACAAAAAUUGAUUUUACUUUAUUGAAACCUAGUCAGGUAUUAAUGAAAAAUAUCCAUGUGAAUUGGCUCCGGUUCACAUUAGGCAAAACACAGAAACACAUGCCAGUUUAUUUGAAUAGAAAAACAUUUGAGUUAUGUGAUAAGAAUAUACCAUUUGGUUUUAUAACAAUUGAUAAACAAUCUACCGAAAUACUAACUCACAACCUAAGAAGUGUUUAUCCAGAAGAAACUUCUAAAUUAGCACUAAACAUAAUUAUACCCCAAAAAGACAUAAUGAAAAAUUUUAUUCAAUGGCAACGUUAUAGGAAAUACUGGUGGAGUUCUAUAACCACAACACCCAGCUUGUUUAGCAUAAAUGACAUGAAGUUGGAAAAUAAUGAAGCCAAUGUUGAUAUAUUAGCAAAAUUUCCUUUUGGAUCAUUUCCUGUUGAAAGAAUUACUAUUACAUGCGAUGAUAAUGAAAGUAACAAUUAUCGCCUCAGUUGUACCAUGUCAUUAGAAAAUGCUCUAUUUAUAAUACUCCUUGAUGGGUUAAGUAAUUACUCAAAAGAAGAAUAUUUGAGACUUCACCGAAAAAUCACACCAUAUAAGAUUGCCUUUGGUUUCAAUUUUGAAGAUAACAAAAAUAAGGAACGAUUGAGUAAACUCGUUCAGGUAUUGUUCAACAAAUUGGAGGGAAACCAAAUUGCUGCAUUGUUACCUUCAAUCCCAAUGAGUCUAGAUUCUCAGAUCAAAGAAAAUCUUCAAAUGGGCGUGACCUAUACUGCUAUUGUCGAUGAAACAACCUUAGAAAAUGGUAUAUUCCAAUUACUGAACAGCAGCACAAUGUUGAAGGAACAAGUUCACGUUGCUGACUUCCAUGAAUAUGCGUCAAGUUUAUUCAACUACUAAAUAUGUAUUUAUCGGAAAUUACGUUUAUAGUAAAAAAUGUCUUUAUAGUUAUUGAAUUUGUUAUAACUAAUAGACUAGAUGGCAUA